Messenger RNA from Penicillium antarcticum, 1410 nucleotides. RefSeq names its product ankyrin repeat domain-containing protein. The coding region runs from base 1 to 1410 and encodes 469 amino acids. Gene Ontology annotation, cellular component: nucleus. NCBI's taxonomy places the organism in Eukaryota, Fungi, Ascomycota, Eurotiomycetes, Eurotiales, Aspergillaceae. The record is from RefSeq and is a predicted model, not a curated record. The transcript has a single exon. Gene Ontology annotation, molecular function: transcription cis-regulatory region binding; protein binding. Gene Ontology annotation, biological process: positive regulation of transcription by RNA polymerase II.
AUGCCUCUGCUCGACCUGCCAAACGAGCUUCUGCUCGCUAUAGCAAACCCCCUGGACUCCGAGGGAGACAUCAACGCACUGGUACAGACCAAUCGUCACUUCCACAGCCUUCUCAAUUCACAUCUUUACAAACACAAUGUCCUACACAACGAAGGAUCCGCACUCGAAUGGGCCGCAGCCCACGGGAUACUGGCAUCAGUCAAAGAAUUCAUCCAACAAGGUGCGCGGAUCCAAGGCCUGGUUUCGAGUCAGCCCUUGCUCAAUGCAGCACGCUACGGCCAUGUUGAGGUGGUAGCUUAUCUGCUCUCACUUGGCGCCAAUCCUUACUCUGAGGAAAAAAGACCUCUCAAACGAACCCCAAUCCAAUGGGCUAUCCGCUACAAUCACCCAGAAGUCGUCAAAGCUCUGAUCGAAGUGGGAGUUGAUCCAAACGAAAGGGACAAGAAGGGAGAAUCACUAUUGCAUUUCUCGGCCAAAGAGUCCACAAGGAACAACGAGGCAGCGACCCAGGUUCUCAUCGCCAAAGGCGCAGAGCUCGAAUCCAAAAACUUUAUUGGCGAGACACCAUUGUGCACAGCAUGUGUCUCUGGCUCAAUGGAAGUAGCGCUAUGCCUGAUUGAAAAUGGCGCUGACAUCAACUUCAAAGACCGGGACCAAAACAAAUCACUACUCCAUCUAGCAGCGCUGAAGAACAAAGUCCAAAUCGCCGAAAUGCUACUAGAAAAAGGAGUCUCAAUCGAAGUCAAAGAUUCCCACGGCAACACACCACUCCAUUAUGCCUGCUACAACGGCUGCAAGCAAUUAGCCCUGUUCCUAGUCAGGAAAGGCGCAAACAUGGAAGCACAAUCAGCAACUGGAAACAGACCAUUGCACCUAGCCACAGUUUGGGAAACGCGGAUUCAACAAAUUGACGAAAGUCUUCGGGUCACUUCAAUGCUGCUAGCACUAGGCGCAUCCCCAGAGCCGAAAACCGAUAGUGGAGUUACACCCCUGCAUCUUGCGAUGAAGAAGGAUGGGCACAUUUUAUGCAAUAUCCUACUCGACUACGGGGCCGAUCCCACAUCGAGAGAUCAUCGCGGUCGUACGCCGCUUCAUUAUCUACCGAAGAGUUAUUGCACAAGAUCGGCGGAGCUUUUGUUAUCUCGUGGUGCUGCUGUCCAGCCCCAGGACAACAAUGGUGAUACGCCUUUGCAUAUAGCUGCCAGCGAGACAUUGCCAGACUUUGUUACGCAAUUGCUAGUUGCUGGUGCUGAUCAAAACAUUAUGAAUAAGCAGAAUAAAACUCCGAUUGAGCUUACGGUGACGGCGUUCUCGGAUCGAUGGGCGGAGCAUUUAUGUCCGUCAAACGAGGCUCGCGACAUUCUCCAGGCUGCAAAAGAUAAAGCAACUCCUGAUUUGGGAGGCAGGUGA